This is a messenger RNA of Pseudovirgaria hyperparasitica, 3681 nucleotides long. Its product is annotated as DUF383-domain-containing protein. Lineage: Eukaryota; Fungi; Ascomycota; Dothideomycetes; Acrospermales; Acrospermaceae. The transcript has 6 exons. The record is from RefSeq and is a predicted model, not a curated record. The coding region runs from base 364 to 3681 and encodes 1105 amino acids.
CGAGUGUUCGUCCUGCAACCGCUCGCGCAAAACACUUGACAUGCAAACAACCGCCCUAUAUCCAUUCACUCGCUUCAUUGGCUCCGCUCCUCGUCAACCUUGCCUGGACGUAGACGGUCUACUUACCACCAUGCGAGCCGCUAUUGCCCAUCCUCCGAUGGCUUGCUGUCAGCUCUCCACCACCCACGUCCGGAUGGCGGCAGCAAUCUCUUAUAUGGCUGCUCGUGGGACUUGAUCGUCCCUUUUUCCCCUCAGGCCGGUCCUGUACUAUUUACCUUGUUGUGUUCUCUGACUCGAUAAGACGAGCUUCUUCUCCCAGUACUCCUGUCGUCCUAGUCUGCCAAAGAAGAGAGAAUAUCUACCAUGGCUCCUCCUGCUCUGCAACUGUUCCCUCCGCCUCCUCCGCCUAAUCAGAAAAAGCCCGUCCAGCAAUGGCCACAGAGGACUACAAGUCGGAAGAAUCCCACCGUUACAGUGUCCGAUUCAAGUCCUACUGUGGAGAGACGAGAGAAUGGAAAGUCGCCGGUCGACCUCCACGAACUUGUGAUCCGUGUGGACUCUCCGGCUAAUGCUGCUGUCCUCCCUCCUCCUCCCCCUCCGCCGGCGCCGGGUGGUCUACCAAGACUCAAGGAGUCAAAAAAACCACACAUUGCAGAGCCGCGAACGACAUCACACCAGCACACGUCGAACACUACAUCUACACCGCCUCUGCCUCCGAGGGCUCAUUCAGUCUCACCAGCCGCUGCACCAGAACGACCUCAAGUCGUUGUAUCCCCAACAUCUUCUGAUUCUCAAGUGCCACCCGGGACGGCAGUAUCUCCCCCAGGCAACGUCGUUGUUUCACCUGCUGGGACUAAUGUAGUCUCUGCAACUUCAAGGCUCACCUCGUCAGUUAGUCCAGAUGAGAAAGCCACUUCUCCAGCUCUGUCCGGAACGACCGCUCGAUCCCCUACAAGCCCACCUCCAAUGCGCUCCAUGUUUCCCCAGUAUAAUCCGGGUUUGCCCUUAGACCAACAGCCAUACAAGCCAACUCAGUCCUCACCAACGCACAUUCCUAUGAGUAAGAUCAGCCGGCCACUCUACUCUCCAACGAAAUAUACUCCCUACGCGAAUCUGGAGCACGGAGACGAGGUCAAUAUGCCGGCGCCAACUCCUUACUAUACGCCAGCCUCAAUGCUUGACUCACUAUGGGAUGCUACAAACGGACAAGGCGUCCCUGUCGUUCAGACGUUUACUCUCCAGAUGCACAGACAUCCAGCAUCGAAGAGCAAUACCGAGCCACAGAUCUCGUUCGGACCAACGCCUUCGCAACCAUUCUACACUCUCAGCCACACUGACAUACCCCCUGGACCCGGCGAACAGGAGAACGAUGAUGAUGACGAUGAGCACGAACUUAUCAUCCGUCGACACCAUCCUACCAAACCUACAAACGUACCAGUCACUCACCUUACCCUCUCCCCCACUCCCACAAUGUCAAAAACUAGAGCAGGCCGGGAUCCCGACCCAGCAUCCAUAAUCACAACCAUAUACCCCAAGCUCGCCGCCUUGAACGCCCUCGAUAUCGCUUCCAACUCCCCUGCCGCCGCACACAUCGCUGCAUUCGACCCAGACGCCACGUCCGACGCAGCCCAGCGGCUAGCAGAAGACGUCCUCCGCGGCACCGCAGAGCGCGAAUGCUGCGCUCUCGUCUGGACACGCGGUACCUCCACACUCCCUCCCCAGCACAACCCGUCCACGAAAUCACCCGGUACAUACGCGCUGCACCAUCCCACCCUCGGCGUCUUCGCCAUCAGCCACGAAGGAGACACGUCUCCAGGCCUGUCGCCCGUCCUCGGCUCCCUGCCCUUCAGCUCCCGCGCGCCCUCACCCGCACUCACGCGCGGAAACAAUAAACCCACUACAAUCACAAUCUCACACCCGUCCCUCACCCCCGGCACACCGCUCGCGAAGCUCGACUUUGGCGCCGACACGCUCGUGCUCAACAUCUCCGCCUUUCUCUCGUUUUCGAAUCCAUAUCUCAUCGAUGUGCUCGUCUCCGCUAUUCUCGCCGUCGCGCUGGCGGAGGAGAAGAGGCUGCGUAAGGCGAUCGCGUUCGCUGCCCCGCCGCAGGGGGUCGGGAUGCCGUACUCCUUCUCUACUGCGCCGGGCUUGAGCGUCGCAGACGAAUCGAAGGUUAAGCGGAAGCGGCUGUUCAAGUUUAUGAAAUCCAAGGCUGGUGUCAAGGCUGUGCUUCCGCCGAGCCAUAUGUACAAGAGUGCGCCGGGCAGCAAGGGAGAUCUGGCACCGGCGGGAGUCGUGGAUAAGGAGAUGCUCGGCGGGGUGGAGAUGGGCAGUGUGACUGCGCCUCCACAUUUUGAUGGACCAGGACGUGAGGUUGUUGGGAAGGUGGGGGAUGAGGAGAGGAUGCCGUUUGUCACGCGGACUAUUGUGACUGUGUUGGGGGUGGGGUUCAAGACUGUGGUGUGGGUGUUGAGCGUGACGUUCAAGAUUGUGGCUGGUGUGGUGACGAAGUUCGAGAUGCCCACAGAACUAGAAGAGUUGGUAGAAUUCCUACACCAUGGCAACACGCAAAUACGUCAAAUCGCGGCCGAAAACCUCGUCGGAUACUCCCAAGCUCAGCCGUCAAUCUUCAAGACUGGCGAGUUGACGCCGGUCAAAGACUUGAAGCUCCUCGUCAAGGACUACCCGCCCAUCGCCAAGAAUGCCCUGACCAUACUCAUAAACAUCUCUGAUGACAAGGAGGUGCUGGAGAACCUGGUCAAGGAUGAGGCGUUCAUGGAGACGCUGUUGCUUCGUAUUACGAACCAAAAAGAACCCAACGCAAACGAACUCGCCAUGCUCCUCGCCAAUCUCGCCAAAUCCGACGCCAUCCUCACCCUCCUCACGCUCAAACGCGCCGUCCCGUCCCCGCUCUCCACGUCCGCAAACGCCAUGGACCAGCUCAUGGACUGCUUCGUCAAGGGCGCGGCAGGCAGCUACAACAAAGACGCAGACUACGACUAUCUCUCGUACCUCUUCGCCGACAUCGCAAAGCACGCCUCCGGCCGCACCUACCUCACCACGCCCCAGCCCCACGACAAAAACACCAUCCCCCUAACCAAGCUCCAAGUCUUCACCACCCACCCGUCCCACACCCGCCGUCUCGGCGUAGCCAGCACCCUCAAAAACGUCGCCUUCCACCUCCCCGCCCACCCAAUCCUCCUCUCCCUCCCUUCCUCAUCCCCAUCCCACAACACAACCACCUCCUCCCUCCUCCCCUACAUCCUCGAACCCCUCAUGGGCAGCGAAGAAUACCCCGACUCGGACACCGAGGGCAUGCACGACGAGCUACAACUCCUCCCGCCCGACAAGCAGCGCGAGUCAGACUUGCAGAUCAUCAAAUUGCAUCUCGAGACGCUCAUGUUGCUGACGACGACGCGGGCGGGCCGGGAUGAGUUGCGUGGGCGGAAGGUGUAUCCUGUUGUGCGGGAGCUGCAUCUUGCGGUUGAGGAUGAGGGGGUCAGGGAGGGCUGUGAUCGGUUUGUGCAGGUUGUUAUGCGGGAUGAGGAGGGGGAGGAGGGGGAGGGGGAGGGGGAGGGUGAGGUUAGUAAGAGGGUGGAGGAUGUGGAGAGUGGUGGCGUCGUGGAGAAAGGGGAGGGGGAGGAGGAUGACGAGGAUGAUGAGGUUAUUGAGGUGUUGUGA